AUAUAUUAACCAAAAGAAGACAAGCACGGAAAUAUAGACCGCAUGAAUUCAGCUCUCUAUAAUUCUGAGUUCAAGCGUCUCUUACUCUUGCUACUUCAAGUGUCUUAAUGGAGGAAGAUUUGAAUCAAUCAGCAAAAGAAACCACCACCUACAACAUGGAAGCUCAAGAAAAUGAAGUGGAAAAUGACCCAGAAAGCAAUUCCCUGCACCAGCCACUCAUAAAGAGAAAGCAAACGCUUUCCUCCACUCCACUAGCCAUGGUUGGAGCCAAGGUCUCUCAUAUUGAGAGCUUGGACUAUGAGAUCAAUGAGAAUGAUCUCUUCAAGCAUGACUGGAGAAGCAGAUCAAAAGUCCAAGUAUUGCAGUAUAUUUUCUUAAAAUGGACGCUGGCUUUCCUUGUUGGGCUUCUAACUGGCAUAAUUGCCACGUUCAUCAAUCUUGCAGUUGAGAAUAUUGCAGGGUACAAGCUUCUCUCCGUGGUUCGCUACAUAGAAGAAGAAAGAAAAGGUUUACCUUUGCUAGAGCUGGGAAUUGAGAAAUGCUUUGGCAAUCAUCUUGGUGUAUGCAGGUACCUGAUGGGAUUUAUAUUUUUUACUGGUGUUAAUUUUAUUCUGACCAUGGUUGCUGCUGUUCUGUGUGUGUGUUUCGCACCCACUGCAGCUGGACCUGGUAUCCCAGAAAUCAAAGCUUAUCUCAAUGGGGUAGACACUCCCAACAUGUUCGGUGCUACAACAUUGAUUGUCAAGAUCAUAGGAAGUAUUGGAGCUGUUUCUGCAGGCUUAGAUUUAGGUAAAGAAGGGCCAUUGGUGCACAUUGGCAGUUGCAUAGCUUCCUUACUAGGCCAAGGGGGGCCUGACAAUUACCGUAUCAAAUGGUGCUGGCUCCGUUACUUCAAUAAUGAUCGGGACCGCAGAGAUCUAAUCACCUGCGGUGCCUCAUCAGGUGUAUGUGCAGCUUUCAAGGCCCCAGUUGGUGGUGUCCUGUUUGCCCUUGAAGAGGUGGCAACAUGGUGGAGAAGUGCCCUCCUCUGGAGAACUUUCUUCAGCACAGCAGUUGUGGUGGUGGUCCUCAGGGCUUCCAUGGAAUUCUGCAAUUCCGGAAAUUGUGGACUAUUUGGGCAGGGAGGGCUAAUCAUGUUUGAUGUGAGUGGUGUUACCGUGAGAUACAAUGUCAUGGACAUCAUCCCUGUCACUGUUAUUGGAGUCAUUGGCGGAGUUUUGGGAAGCCUAUACAACUAUCUUCUCCACAAGGUCCUCAGACUCUACAAUCUCAUAAAUGAGAAAGGAAAAAUAUAUAAGCUCCUCCUAAGUCUCACUGUCUCAUUGUUCACCUCAGCCUGCCUAUAUGGACUCCCUUUCCUUGCCAGUUGCACACCCUGCGAUUCCUCCAAUCCGGAAUAUGCAUGCCCCACCACUGGACGAGCAGGCAACUUCAAGCAAUUUAACUGCCCAACUGGCUACUACAAUGACUUAGCUACUCUCCUCCUCACUACCAACGAUGAUGCUGUCAGGAACAUCUUCUCCACUAACACACCCAAGGAAUUUCAUAUCUUUUCUCUCAUUAUCUUUUUUGCACUGUAUUGCAUCCUGGGACUCUUCACAUUUGGCAUUGCUGUCCCCUCUGGACUCUUCCUCCCCAUCAUCCUUAUGGGCUCAGCUUAUGGCCGCAUACUUGGUAUUGCCAUGGAAUCCUACACAAACAUUGACCAGGGGCUUUAUUCUGUUCUCGGUGCAGCCUCCCUCAUGGCUGGUUCAAUGAGGAUGACUGUUUCCCUUUGUGUUAUAUUUCUUGAACUCACCAACAAUUUGCUCUUAUUGCCCAUAACAAUGCUUGUUCUUCUAAUUGCCAAAACUGUUGGAGACUGCUUCAACCCAAGUAUUUAUGAGAUUAUUCUAGACCUGAAAGGUCUUCCUUUCUUGGAUGCACAUCCUGAGCCAUGGAUGAGAAAUAUAACCGUUGGUGAUCUUGCUGAUGCAAAGCCACCAGUAGUUACCCUAAACGGAAUUGAAAAGGUAGGUCGCAUCGUGGAUCUCCUGAAAAACACUACACACAAUGGGUUCCCUGUUGUAGAUGAAGAGCCACCGCCAGUUGGAUUCGCAAUUGGGGCAACUAAACUGCAUGGGAUAAUUCUGAGAGGUCACCUAGUUUUAGCACUCAAGAAGAAGUGGUUCCUGCAAGAAAAAAGGAGAACAGAGGAAUGGGAAGUGUGCGAAAAAUUUACCUCAGUUGAUCUGGCUGAAAGGCAGGGCAAUAUUGAGGAAGUGACUGUGACAAAGGAUGAAAUGGACAUGAAUAUUGAUUUGCAUCCUCUUGCCAACAGAACACCUUACACAGUGAUGGAGAGCAUGUCAGUGGCAAAAGCUCUGGUGCUCUUCAGGCAAGUAGGGCUCCGCCACUUGCUCAUUGUACCGGAAUAUCAAGCAGCUGGGGCGUCUCCAGUGGUGGGGAUCUUGACCAGGCAAGACCUCAGGGCCCACAAUAUUUUGAGUGCCUUUCCUCAUCUGGCAAAGUCCAAGGGAAGAGAAAAAGGGAACUAAAUCCCUCUAAGCAAACAAAAUCGCAAUAUUGGUUUCCUGAAACAUCACAUUCUUUCACUAUUUUAUUUUACUAUUAUUUUCUGUAUUGAUUUAUUUUGAAGAGAACAAGUUAUCAUUAUUCAGUCAAUAAUAUACAAAUUGCUUUUUCACCA
Molecule: messenger RNA, 2689 nt
Organism: Camellia sinensis
Lineage: Eukaryota; Viridiplantae; Streptophyta; Magnoliopsida; Ericales; Theaceae
Gene: CLC-B
Product: chloride channel B
Biological process (GO): chloride transport; transmembrane transport
Cellular component (GO): plant-type vacuole membrane; intracellular membrane-bounded organelle
Molecular function (GO): voltage-gated chloride channel activity; nitrate:proton symporter activity
Source: RefSeq, a predicted model, not a curated record